Messenger RNA from Phacochoerus africanus (Common warthog), 3475 nucleotides. RefSeq names its product nuclear factor of activated T cells 2 interacting protein (gene NFATC2IP). Gene Ontology annotation, biological process: cytokine production; positive regulation of transcription by RNA polymerase II. Bases 123 to 1388 code for a protein of 421 amino acids. Gene Ontology annotation, molecular function: protein binding. The transcript has 8 exons. The record is from RefSeq and is a predicted model, not a curated record. NCBI's taxonomy places the organism in Eukaryota, Metazoa, Chordata, Mammalia, Artiodactyla, Suidae.
GAGAGUGUGGGCGGGGAGAGGUGCUAACUAGCAGGCGGUUCGCCCAAUGAAGGGCGGAAGCCCCUGGACGCGGUCGGGCGAGUCUACUAGAGGCGGGCGACUGCGGGGACCGAGUAUGUACCAUGGCGGAGCCAGUGAGGAAACGGGGCCGGCGGUCCAGAGGCGGCGGUGUUGGCCGAGGUACUCGGGGGUCCCGGGGCGGCCGGGGCCGGCGACCUCAGUCCCAACGAUCUCCAGCUCGACGCACCCUGGACCCAGAGCUUGUGGACUUGGUCAGCGACAGCGAUGAGGAUGUUUUGGAGGUCGCCACGGCGCGCGGCGCUGCGGACCCGGCCGAGGUCCCACUCCCCGAUACCCCGGUGCCGGCCGCGCCCCGGGACGACAGCGACAGCGACAGCGAAGGGGCGGACGCAGGGCCAGCUGGAGUCCCUCCAAUCCUGAUCAGGCGGCGGCGGCGGCUGUUGCUGGAUCCGGGGGAGGCACCUGCGGUUCCAGUGUACUCCGAGAAGGUGAAAAGCAGCCUCCACCUCAUCCCAGAUCACGUGUCCCUCCUGAAAUUCUGUCCCCCAGAGACUGAGGAAGAGGCGGAGUCUGUGGACAUGGCCGAUGCCAGCAGUCCCCACGCUGAGGAGUCCCCAUGUCCAGCUUCUUCCUGGAAGAGGAAGCUGAGGAGUAUGGAUGGAGAAGAGAAGAAAAAGGUGUUGCUGGUUCAGGACACCUCUCCUGUGACCCCACCUCCGCCACGGACCAAAAGCAGAAAGCAUAGUCGGGCGCUCCAGAAGUUAAGGGAGGUGAACAAGCGCCUCCAGGAUCUCCGUUCCUGCCUGAGUCCCAAGCAGCCUCAGGGCCAGGACCACCUGAGCCAAGAAGAUGAGGUGGUCCUCGUGGAGGGGCCCCCCCUCCCAGAGAACCCUCGACUCUUGCCACUCAAGAUCCGGUGCCGGGCCGACUUGGUCAGAUUGCCCGUCAGAAUGUCGGAGCCCCUUCAGAGCGUGGUGGACCACAUGGCCACCCGUCUCGGGGUGUCCCCAAGCAGGAUCCUCUUGCUCUUCGGAGAGACAGAGCUGUCCCCUACCGCCACCCCCAGGACCCUAAAGCUUGGAGUGGCUGACAUCAUUGACUGUGUGGUGCUCGCAAGUUCUCCGGAGGCUGCAGGGACGUCCCAACUGAUCCAGCUGCGGGUGCAGGGGAAGGAGAAGCACCAGAUGCUGGAAGUCUCGCUGCCUCGCGAUUCUCCUCUCAAGACCCUCAUGUCCCGCUACGAGGAGGCCAUGGGACUCUCAGGCUGCAAGCUCACCUUCUUCUUUGACGGGACAAAGCUCUCAGGCAAGGAGCUGCCGGCUGAUCUGGGCAUGGAAUCUGGGGACCUCAUCGAGGUCUGGGGCUGAAACCCCACUCCCUGUUCGGAGGCCUGGCCUGGACUUGGGGGAGAACAGCUGCCCCUUUUGGGCCCCCUAAGGGCUCGCUGAAGCUGAUGUGGGACUUUUCAACCUGAAGCAAAGUUAAGGAGUGAUCUUUGACCCCCACACCCUGCUUUCCUGUCGACCCCAGUUUCAAGCCUUUAGUUCCCUGGUUAGUUGUGCGGUUGUCCUUGCUGCCUUGGGUGGACUGUGGUUCCAUCCACAGGGUGUGCUGACUUUUGCAGCCACCCGCUAGGACAUGGAGAAGGCACCCUCCCCCUCCCCCCCAUUACCCUUUCCUUCUUUGAAAUGUUUAUUUUAUGAAGCUGCUCGUGUUUACAGGGUGGGUUGAAAUCAGGAAGGACUGGGUAUGGGAUUCCAGGCCCGGGAUCUAGGCCCCAUCUAGGAGCAGCGGUGGCCCCCGUGUCCUUUGGGGAUGAAGUGUGCUCGAGGCACAGACAGGGCUGUGGCUUCCCGGCCAGCAGGACACUAAAUGAUCAGCCCACACGUGCAUUAGCUUGAGUGGAGGCAGACGAUUGCUCUUCUUUUGAAGAAUACAAGGUAGAUUCUCAGCCUUGCAUGUCUUCCUCGUCCCAGGUCCCUUUCGAGCCACCUUCCUGAUGCACAGACUGUGGAAGGCAUAAUUGAACACCCUGAGCCCUUUGGUUUCGGAUCUCAGGAUUACAGUCCACACCAGGCUUCUCUGGUCUUAAGGCUUUUCUUCUUCCUUCACGCCAUCCUCUCCUGUUAAGCAGCCUUUCUAAGGUGUCAAUUACAUGUCUUUGAAUAUGAAUGUAUCCUUGAAAAAUGCUGUAUGUGUGAAUAUACCUUUUCUGUAUGUCAUAUUAUUAUUAUUCUUACUUUUUUGUCUUUUUGUCUGUUCAGGGCCGCACCCAUGGCGUAUGGAGGUUCCCGGGCUAGGGGUUGAAUUGGAGCUGUAGCUGCCAGCCUACACCACAGCCACAGCAAUGUGGGAUCUGAGCUGAGUCUGCAACCUACACCACAGCUCACGGCAACGCCGGAUCCUUAACCCAGUGAAUGAGGCCAGGGAUCGAACCUGCGUCCUCAUGGAUGCUAGUCGGGUUUGUUAACUACUGAGCCUUGACGGGAACUCCUAUGUGUCCUAUGAUGCUGUAGAUCUUGCACUGUUCCUUUGUUUAUUCAACAUGAAUUGCUUAUGCUCCAUCAGCUUCAUUUCUUGGAACUGCUCUGAGGUUUUAUUUUUUCGGCUGUGCCCACGACAUGUAGACGUUCCCAGGCCUGGGAUCGAACCUGUGCCACCAUAGUGACAAUGCUGGAUCCUUAAUUACUAGGCCACCAAGGAGCUCCCACAGUGCACAUCUUUUUAUGUGUCCCUUUUCGGGCUAUGGAUCGUUCUCCAGCAGAGGUACCCAAGAUGGGAUUAUGGGUCAGACAGGUUAAUUCCUCUCUUUUUUUUUUUUUUAAGAAUGGUCAUUGAGGAGUUCCCACUGUGGCACAAUGGGAUUGGUGGCGUCUCCGCAGGGCCAGGAUGCAGGUUCGAUCCCUGGCCUGGCACAGUGGGUUAAAGGAUCUGGUGUUGCCGCAGCUGUGGAGCAAGUCAGAACUGCAGUGGGCAUCUGAUCCCUGGCCUGGGAACUCCAUAUGCUGUGGUGUGGCCAAAAAAAAAAAAAGAAAGAAAAGAAAGGUCAUUGACUCUCCCACUUAAAAGCUUCCUUUUAAAAGCUUAAAAGCUUAGCCUGACCAGCACUUGUCACCGCCCAGCUUUCUAACUUUUGCGUUUAUUGGGUAUAAAGUGGUGCCGUGUUUUAAUGUACAUUCAUCUGCUCACCAGUCCUUUGGGGAAUUUCUUCAUACACCUGUCAGCCUUUCUGGUUUCUCUUGGGGUGAACUGCUCAUGUAUCUUUGCUCAUUUUCUCCUGGGGGCUUCUUACCUUUUUUGUGAUUGUUCAUUUGUUUAUUCUCAAGGAUUGCUUGUAUAUUCCUGGGAAGUUGCAAAUAACUCUCUGAAUGGCAUUUGUAUAUCCACGAGGGUCCCUCACUGACUAGAAAUUCUUAAUUUUAAUGUAGAUGAAUUAACUAUUUUGUUCAUAUCA